This is a messenger RNA of Mya arenaria, 3630 nucleotides long. RefSeq names its product E3 ubiquitin-protein ligase MIB2-like. The transcript is spliced from 19 exons. Gene Ontology annotation, biological process: protein ubiquitination. The record is from RefSeq and is a predicted model, not a curated record. Gene Ontology annotation, molecular function: zinc ion binding; ubiquitin-protein transferase activity; protein binding. Gene Ontology annotation, cellular component: cytoplasm. Lineage: Eukaryota; Metazoa; Mollusca; Bivalvia; Myida; Myidae. The coding region runs from base 134 to 2761 and encodes 875 amino acids.
UAUACGAUUUCCAAUCAUCCGCCAGUUAUUGAGCAUUCAAAUUUCCCAUUUAGGAAGUAAAUUGAAUACGAAUUCCGUUGUUCAGAUUGAUCAGCACAGGAAUACAGAAGAACAGAGCAGAACACAGCAGAAAAUGCUUGGUCUUCGUGUGGUUCGCGGACCGAAUUGGCAGCACGGUGACCAAGAUGGCGGCGAAGAUCACGUGGGUACGGUGGUGGAGGUGAAUGGAGCUAAUUCCGUCAUCGUGGUUUGGGACAUGGGAUGCACCACUGUGUGCCGAGGGGGUGGCGGGGAAUAUGAUCUGAGAGUUUUUGAUGGAGCGCCCGUUGGUAUUUGUCAUCCCAUCGCAUGUGUAGCCUGUGAAGAUGUCGCGGUUUUUGGAACAAUCUGGAGAUGUGCCACUUGUACCAACGUUACUUUAUGCUCUCCCUGUUACCAUGAUGACAAACAUGACAUUUCACACGAGUUUGUUAGGCUUGACUUACCGAAAGCAGAUCCAGUAACCGUUCCUAAACGAGCAUCAAGUCAGCGGUCAAGGUCAAUGGGCAUUUUCCCGAACGCAUUGGUUAAACGGGGAGCACACUGGGAAUACGGCGACCAAGACGGGGGCAGCGGGCACGAGGGUUCCGUCGAGGACAUAGUCAAUUUCGGCCAGGACGCUUCAGACCGAAACGCUGCUCGUGUCACGUGGAAAAACCGACAUACGCACGUGUACAGGGUUGGUUAUUCUGGGAAGAUGGACCUCAUGUGCACAGAGGAAGCACCCGGGCUCUCUUUCUAUCCAAAACAUCUUGCAGUGCUAGACAUUGAACGCUUUGCAAAAUGGAGCAAGAGUGGCGUCCCUUUGUGUGUCGGCGAGCAGGUGUGCGUCACCAUUUCCCUGAGCGAGUUGAAGCAGCUACAACAGGGCAGCUGGCAUAAUCGCUUUGAAGAAAUAAUUGGCGAGGUCGGGGUCGUUGAAUCCUUCACAAGUGAGGGUGACGUGGUGGUUGACUACGAAGGAGAUGUCAUCACAAUUCACAGAGCUGCCCUCUCCAAGGUGUACCAAUACGGGAAAGGAGACUUGGUGAAAGUAAUCGGCUCGAAGGAAAAAGUGCGACGUCUCCAGAAAAACCACGGAGGGUGGGACGACGAAAUGAAUGAUGUUUUAGGUAAAACUGGCAAAGUUAACAUAGUGGACAAGGACGGUGACAUCGGUGUUGUAUUUGAAGACAAGGCGUUUGUGUUUAAUCCUUCUUGUCUUACAAUGGUGCAGGCGUCUGAUCAUGAUGAGGAUGACGAGGACGAAAGCGACGAUGAAGACGAAGGGUUUCUAGUUGGCGACGCACUUGUGCCAUUAGAGCAGGGCAAGGAAGAUGCUUCUGAUGAUGAUGACGACGACGAGGGGGAUGCUGGAGCCGGUCUACUGCAGAUGUUUGCUGGCCUUGCCUUGCUGCAAGCACUCGCUGAUGCAACAUCUGAAUCAAACCCUCGACAGGCACUUGUAGACGCGAUUGAGAACAAUCAAGUGGACGACGUCCGAGAAAUUCUUGAACAACAACCGGAGCUGAAGGAUUUCAAGCCGCAGGGGAUACCUCUUCUGUCGAUAGCUACGUUUAAGGGACACGAUGAUGUCAUCAAAGUUUUACUGGAGGAGGGUGCGGAUAUAGAUGAGGAAGAUAGCAAAGGAUCAACACCGCUGCUGAUCGCCAUGUUUGUCGGCAACACGAGUUCUGCUACACUGCUGCUUCAGAGAGGAGCAAACCUUAACGUCAAAAAUCAGGAAGGACGAUCGCCCGUGCACGCCGCGGCUCACAAGGGGCUUCCGGACAUCCUGAAACUUCUGCUUGAGAAAGGAUGCAACCCUAACAUACAGGAUGUUGUAGGUGAUACCCCUCUCCACGACGCCAUAUGCGAACGUCAUGACGCCACGACGUCAAUCUUGAUUGAAGACACACGAGUGAACGUGUGGCUUCAGAACAACAAAAAUUUUAACCCGAUGCACCUUGCGUGCUUGAAACAAUACGCAUUUGCUGUUGACAAGCUGCUUACCCGCGAACCUGGACUUGGUUCCGCUCCGAAGAAUGACGGUUUCACGCCUCUGCACAUCGCCGCAUUUAACAACCACGUCGCAGAAGCCACCGUACUCCUUAUCAAGGGUCGUGUGGACAUUAACGCAAGGACACAUGAAAAAGCCACCCCUCUUAUGUUGGGAGCAUCCCAGGCUCAUUUCGACAUAACGAAACUAUUGCUGGAGUACGAAGCUGACUUUGACUUGAAGGACAAGGACGGUGACACGGCCUUACACAUGUGCAUGAUGGGGAGGCGGACGGACCAAGUGCUGUUAAACAUUCUGGGCUUGCGAAACCUGUCGGAGGACGUGGAGCGGAUCAAGAUUGCCAACUUCCUGUACCAACAUGGUGCCAACCUGGAAGCGAGGAACAACAAAGGACAGACUCCCAUCACAUGCUGUCAAAUAACACACAUUCGGGAGGGCGUGCUUAAAUAUGCCACUGAAAACAAACCCACAAAACCAGAACGGCAUCAGACGAGACCCAAAACAGCCAAGGUUGAAAAGGAGAUCUUCACCACUGCAAAACAGAUGUGUCAUAAAUGCUCGGCCCUCGAGGCCACAGUCAGGUUUGAACCCUGUAAGCACAAGGUGUCAUGUGAGAAAUGCUGCUUCCGGUUUAAGAAGUGCCCCAUUUGUCAGAAAGACAUUCGGAAGAGGGUCGACAAAAAUAACCAGCCAGUGUCGAGUGAUUCCUGUACUAUUCUGUGAAGGGCGUGGGCUUUAUUCAACCAGCUUUGAAUAUAUAAUAUACCGGAUAAACACUUGUAUCAAAAAGCUAUACUCUUAAGUACUACAACAACAAACUGAAAUAUUUUAAAUGUUUUUUUCUGUGUUUAUGAACAUAAUCUCCUGUAUGAGUGUAUACCUGUUAUAAUUGCAUACAUUGUAACCCUGUCACAUGUUGAUUUCGGCACCUGACUGGUAAUUUCUGAAUAUUCACCAUACUUAUUGUAUUGUAUUAACCCUAAAUACGUUAUAUACGAGGAGCGUUUCAUUUGUUGUAGCAACAUACCAUGGUUUCCACGUGCACAUACAUGUAAAGCAUACCAUUGCGAGAGUAUUAAGUUUUAGCUCAACUGAGAACGAAGAGCUCAAUAUAAGGUAUUGCGAUAGAUUUUCGGUGCCCGUCGUCGAUCGUCAACAUAUUUAAAACCCCAGGAUAAAACGUGAUUAAAAUGAUUUUCUUAAUGGUGACAUGAUGAAGUUCAAAUUUGGGUCAUCUCUAAUAAACAAAACUAGGUCACAAGGUCAGCUUCGGUAAAAAUGCUAGGUCAAACCUUAGAAAAACCUUGUAUGGCCAAUAGAGGCGUUUUUAUCUGAACACCUGAAUCCUGAUCAGAAUGAGUGUGUUAAUGAAAUAUCGGGUAGUUUAUUAGUGAUAUUAAAAUGCAUGCACUCAAUGAGGCAAUACGAAUGAAAAAUAAUCAUUCUAUGUAUGUUUUUAAAUACUCGACAAAUGUUUGAAAACAAAAGAAUCAGUGUUUUUGCCGUGUCAACAACUAGAAUGCCAUUUGAUAUAUAUUCAUACUCGCAGUUUUAACUAUUAACGUCAUAAAUGAAUAAAGCUAUGACUUGUG